CGGCCCGCCCUUGCCUCCGUUGCCUGAAGCUUCGCUUCUCCAUCCUUCUGGCGCUUCUGCGGCCUGUGUCGUCGUUCCUCGGACACCGUCGCCGCCUGGAACCAUCACUGGGUCUACAAAGAAGCCACUUGCGGACUGGCCUCGCCGCCGCCGCUGCGGCCUCAGAACAAUCUCUUCCUCCGGGGACUGCGCAGCUCUCCUCGUCUUCAAAGCAGCCGCUCCUCGCCCAGCUGAAGGCUGGGCUCCGACUGCGAACGCCGGAUCAACACCGGGAGCAGCGAGUGCCCCGCGCCGCAGCUGCCGGGAGGAAGCGGCCACGCCCGAGACCCCACCGCGGCGCCUCUUCUGCCCCGCGGCUCCAGCCUUCGCCUCACGCCGUCGCUCCUCGCCUUCUGCGUUGCGACGCGACACCCUGCCUGCAGGUAGGGGACCCGGGCUGCAGACCCCGACUGGAGACGCAAGAUGGCAGCGGACGCGUGACUGACUGCCUGAGCAUCCCAGAGUCUUCGCUCCGCGAACCAGCCGAAGGACUGACUUUGGGGGGCAGCGAAAGGACAAGAGCAGGACUCUGGUGUCAUUUGUUCAUUGUGAUUGCCUGAAGCUUGCCUCCCUCGGGCAUACUGGGGGAGGUGUCUGCUGCUCUCCCAAGUCCUAGAGCACAGGGAGCCACCGUCUAAUCCGUAUUUGUAGAAUUGGGGCCCUUGAUAGUUGGGAAAAUGGCGAUGACACUGUUGGAAGACUGGUGCAGGGGGAUGGAUGUGAACUCCCAGAGAGCCCUGCUGGUCUGGGGGAUCCCAGUGAACUGUGAUGAGGCUGAAAUCGAAGAGACCCUCCAGGCUGCGAUGCCCCAGGUGCCCUAUCGAGUACUUGGGAGAAUGUUUUGGAGGGAAGAGAAUGCGAAAGCAGCCUUGUUAGAGCUCACUGGCGCUGUCGAUUACGCCGCGAUCCCCAGGGAGAUGCCGGGUAAAGGAGGGGUCUGGAAAGUGGUCUUUAAACCCCCGACUUCCGAUGCUGAAUUUUUAGAAAAGCUGCACCUCUUCCUGGCGAGAGAGGGGUGGACCGUGCAAGAUGUCGCCCGCGUCCUUGGGUUUCAGAACCCGGCACCGGCCCCAGGCCCAGAUAUCCCGGCAGAGAUGCUAAACUAUAUUUUGGAUAACGUUAUUCAGCCUCUUGUUGAGUCCGUAUGGUACAAGAAGCUGACGCUGUUUUCUGGGAGGGACGUCCCGGGGCCGGGGGAGGAGACCUUUGAUCCCUGGCUGGAACACACUAAUGUGGUCAUAGAGGAGUGGCAGGUGUCUGAUGUAGAAAAGAGGCGGAGGUUGAUGGAGAGUCUUAGAGGCCCUGCCGCUGAUGUCGUCCGCAUCCUCAAGAAUAACAACCCUGCAAUAACCACUGCCGAAUGCCUGAAGGCGCUUGAGCAGGUGUUUGGGAGCGUCGAGAGCUCUAGGGAUGCGCAGGUCAGAUUUCUGAACACUUACCAGAACCCGGGAGAAAAGUUAUCUGCAUAUGUUAUUCGACUGGAGCCUCUUCUGCAGAAGGUGGUGGAGAAGGGGGCCAUAGAUAAAGAUAACGUGAACCAGGCCCGCCUGGAGCAGGUCAUUGCCGGGGCCAACCACAGCGGGGCCAUCCGAAGACAGCUGUGGUUGACGGGGGCUGCGGAAGGGCCUGCCCCUAACCUCUUCCAGUUGCUGGUGCAGAUUCGGGAGGAGGAGGCCAAGGAGGAGGAGGCGGAGGCCGAGGCUGCCCUCCUGCAGUUAGGCCUGGAGGGGCACUUCUGAGGCCCAGCAACAGGCUGUAGUGCAGAACUAGAUCACGGCUGCUUUCCUUGUCUCCUUUCUAUCUUACAGGUGUCGCUUAGUAGCAAAGUCUUACCAUGUUCUGUUGGGGGUUUUGGGGGGCAGGAAGGAGUCAGGCCCGGGGAUUCAUGUAACAUUAGUACAGUUGUGCAAUGAGCACCCUAAGCUACUAUAAGUGAGUCAUGCCUAGCUGCAAUGCCAGGUAAAGACUUGUGCACCAGUCAGUGCUCAGUGCAAGCUGUCAUCGUGGCAAUCAUCAGUUGUAAAACAUGUGAAUUUGUGACACUUCCCAUUGCGGUAAUUAAGUGUGAAAUUGCAUGUUGUGAUGUUUAGCGCAGGACCUGGCAAACACAAAAAGUGUUCAGUAAAAAUGUGAGCUGUUAUUACUAAUGUCAUGAAUAGUUUUUGUGUUUACAGUAAAUUGUCCCUGAUUUAUAUUAAUGGAAAGAAGUGUGACUUAAUUAGAUACUAUUAGUUAUUCAACCAUACAAAGCAAAUUUCUUAUUUUUCAUCUUGAAGUGUCUGGAUCAGUUUAAUUGACAAGUAUUCUGAGACUAUGGAUGGGGUGUUAUAUAAGUACUACCAUUCUAGAACUGAGUAAGUCAUUUUUUUCUCUGUACACGAUACAUAUAUAAAUUGCAUGGGGAGGUUAAAAAGAAGCAGUUACAGUAUCUAGUCCCCCACUCCAAUCUUUGUCAUUGAAUAGUAGUUCUUGUUCAUGCUGAUUCUAAGUGUUCUAAAUUUGAAGUUAUCAAAAUACAUGUAUAUGAAUAAAAAUAUUUCAGAUUUC
Suricata suricatta (meerkat) is the source of this 2586-nucleotide messenger RNA. It is a transcript of the gene PNMA1, whose product is annotated as PNMA family member 1. The transcript has a single exon. The coding region runs from base 717 to 1778 and encodes 353 amino acids. The record is from RefSeq and is a predicted model, not a curated record. Lineage: Eukaryota; Metazoa; Chordata; Mammalia; Carnivora; Herpestidae.